UCACUGGCGAGCGCCGUCGCCUCGGUACUGUCAGUGGCGGCACGGGAGCCCGUCUUUCCCCAGAGCUGCUAUGAGCAAGCGGAACCAGGUGUCGUACGUGCGGCCGGCGGAGCCGGCGUUUCUGGCCCGCUUCAAGGAGCGGGUCGGCUACAGGGAAGGGCCCACCGUAGAGACCAAGAGAAUCCAGCCUCAGCUCCCAGAUGAAGAUGGUGAUUACAGUGACAAAGAAGAUGAACAGCCCCAAGUGGUGGUUGUUAAAAAAGGAGAUCUAUCAGCUGAAGAAGUCAUGAAAAUUAAAGCAGAAAUAAAGGCUGCCAAAGCAGAGGAAGAACCAGCUUCAGCUGAUGGAAGAAUCAUGUAUCGAAAACCAGUCAAGCGACCCUCAGAUGAAAAAUAUUCAGGUUUAACAGCAAGCUCAAAAAAGAAAAAGCCAAAUGAAGAUGAAAUAAAUCGGGACUCAGUUAGAAAGAACUCACAGAAGCAAAUCAAAAACAGUAGCCUCCUUUCUUUUGACAAUGAAGAUGAAAAUGAGUAAGUGUAAACAUUUUGGACGUAGUCUCCUUGGAAAAUAUAUGGGGUGUUUUUUAAAAUAACAUUUUUUUCCUAUUAUAAGGAGUUCAUUAUUUAGAAAAUACAGGAAAAAAUUUAAUAAAAUAAACUACAUCUGUCCAUCAAUACCUGUCUGACUUGAAAUGCCAACUUGGUAAAAGUUAACUACUAUUACCAUUUUGUUAUUUCCUGUGUUUGGGUGUGUAUGUAAAUUAUAUAUUUUUAAACAAACUACAUCUUGUUUGUAUAAACAAAAUUGUAUAAAUACAAUUGUAUAUGUUCUCUGUCCUGCUUCUCACUUGACAUUACAUUGUGAGCAUUUGUCCAGGUCAGUAAAUUUCAAAAACCUGACAUUCUUAGCUGCAGAGAAUUUUACAAUUAAACAGAUCCCCUGUUGUAUCUUCCUCAUUAGGAGAACCCCACUUUGGGUGGGGGAGAUGAUAAUGUGUCUAGUUAAAAAUACCUACCCAGCUCCUGCUAAGGGUGGCCAUGACUCAGCUCUGGCGAGUUAAGAGUUAGCAAGUGGAAUUCUGCUUAAUAAAGCUGCUGAGUUUUUUGAUGCAAAAGGACAGACUUGGCAAGCAUGAACAUUUACCCUUAUCUCUUCAUCCUGCUUGAAGUGCAGACAUGAAACCUAAGGACCAGAGCCAUUUUUAGGCAUAAGGAAGGCAGCUAUUUGCUUUGGGUGGUUUAAGUGGAGAGACUGAAGGAGCCUGGAUCCUUGAUGGCAUGCCUUGAGCUGCUGUACCAGCCUUGGACUGCUGACCUCUAAACUUCUUGAGACAUGAGAGGAAUAAACACUAUGCUUAUUUAAGCCUCUGUCAGGUUUCUCUCUGCCAAAUGCAGGCCUAAGUAAUAACAAUAACUGGUCAAACAUGCUUGUAUAGGCAUCUCUGAGUAUAUGUGAUGAUUUCCUUAGAAUGAAUUGCUGGAAGCAGAAUUACUGGAUCAAAGUAUUUGAAUAUUUUUAAAGCUGUUGAUAUUUACUUUCAAAUUGUUUUCUAGAGAGACUUUUAGCAUUUCAUUUACCAUCUAUAAGAGUCCACGUCACCUCAUGCAUGAUAAUAGUGCACCAGCCUCGGGGUGGCACCAGGCUUUUAAUUUUUGUCAAUUUGAUGUAUUGAAAAUGGUGUUUAGUGGUUAAAUUUAAUUGGGAUUUUCUUUGAUCUACCAGGGAAGCUAAACUGGUUUUCAAAUGUUAAGAGACCAUUUAUAUUUCUUUUCUGAAUUAACGUGUUCAUUUUCCAUUAGUAUAAUCACGUUUUUCUAACUUGUAAGUUAGUUAAUCAAUUAUUUUUGUUCUGUUUCCCAACCUCUGUAUCAGAUAAUCACCUAUAUUCCCUUGUUCUUUGUUUUUAUUUCUUACAUUUUAAAUUUUAUUCCAUCUGGAAUUUAUUUUGGCAUACUUUUUUCUGAAUAAUCAAUUGUCCUAGAACCAUAUCUGUUUCUCACUCAUUUGAAAGGCCAUCUGAAUGAGAGAGUUUGCCAGGUGUUGGGGUAAGGAAGGGAAGUGCCGUAAAGUCUGAGCCUUUCCAGGUGAUUCCUCCAGACCCUGCUUAAUCCUAACAAUUUUCCUCAUUAGUAAAAGUGAACCAAAACUGGGGGCUUGUUAAAAUCCCAUCCUUCACCAGCCACAUCCACCUGAAAUUAUGAAUUUCAGAUCAUCUUGUCAUAAAUUUGGUGCCACAUCUAUGUUUCCCCCAUUUUAAGUACCCAGUAUAAAUAAUACUCAAAUGUGAUGUAUGUGUGUGGGCUAGGGAGCAUUAAAAUAGGCUCUUUCUAAAUCACUUAAACUAGUCCUGAAGCCAUGCUGCAGUACUGUUUUUAAUAUAUACUUACUUGUUACAUAAGCCAAGGGAUUUUUUUCCCUAAUUUAUAUCAUUACUAUAUCUAUUCUUGUACCAAAGUACACUGUUUUAAUUACUCUAAAUUUUAAUAUGUCUUAGUAUCUGGAGGUGGGAAUCUUGAAGGCAGGGAAUUUGUUUUAUUCACCACUGUAUCCUCAGUACCUAGAAAAGUACCUGGCAUAUUAAGUGCACAAUAAAUAUAGUUAUAUGAAUGA
Molecule: messenger RNA, 2611 nt
Organism: Lemur catta (Ring-tailed lemur)
Lineage: Eukaryota; Metazoa; Chordata; Mammalia; Primates; Lemuridae
Product: KIAA1143 ortholog
Exons: 3
Coding region: 71-535 (154 amino acids)
Source: RefSeq, a predicted model, not a curated record